AUGUCACAAGUUUCACAAUUCCGUGGAUCGCCAAAUACUCAGAUAAACAAAGUGCAUUGUUACUUACAAGUUAAUUUUCUAUUAAAUUUGGAUCCUUAUUCAAUGUGUGUGUUCUUCUCAUGUCCCAAAUGUGAUAUUUACGACUUCUCGUUGUGUCAUUCUGAUGCACAAUAUAAACCUUUUUUCCGAGAGAAGCAAGAAAGCAAAAGAAAUAAAAAUCCAAGGCAUAAUGUUUAA
Messenger RNA from Clunio marinus, 237 nucleotides. NCBI's taxonomy places the organism in Eukaryota, Metazoa, Arthropoda, Insecta, Diptera, Chironomidae. The record is from the annotation of a GenBank genome assembly.